Messenger RNA from Mus musculus (house mouse), 1257 nucleotides. It is a transcript of the gene Cgref1, whose product is annotated as cell growth regulator with EF hand domain 1. The transcript is spliced from 6 exons. Gene Ontology annotation, cellular component: extracellular region. Gene Ontology annotation, molecular function: calcium ion binding. Lineage: Eukaryota; Metazoa; Chordata; Mammalia; Rodentia; Muridae. Bases 67 to 909 code for a protein of 280 amino acids. The record is from RefSeq and is marked validated.
AGAGUUCACGAAGCCGGAGCCCCAGUCGCGCACAGCGCCGCCGCAGCAGCUCCAGUUUCCAGCAGGAUGUUCCAGUGGCUGAUGCAAGCGUUGAUGCUGCCACUAUUGCUGCUCCCUUUAGGUCGAGCUGCUCCCAAGGAUGGAGUUGCAAGGUUGGACCCUGAGGUACAACAGCAGCUCACACCCAACCCUUUCCAGCCAGGCCCUGAGCAGCUCCGACAUCUGCAGAAUUAUCUCAAGGGACUAGAGAAGAUGGAAGAGGAUCCUGAGCACAUGGACCGGGAGCAAGUCCUGCUUUCGCUCUUUGCUCUUCAUGACUAUGACCAGAAUGGACAGCUGGACGGCCUGGAGCUACUGUCCAUGCUGACAGCAGCUCUGGCCCCUGGAGCUGCACACUUUCCCAUCAACCCGGUGAUCCUAGUAGUAGACUCGGUGCUCGAGACUCAGGACCUGGAUGGAGACGGGCUCAUGACUCCUGCAGAGCUCAUCAACUUCCCAGAAGUCCCCAAACACACAGAGUCCCUUCCCCCAGCUCUCCAGGAGCCACAACCUGCUGGAAGUCAGCCACUUUUAGCCAACAGUCCACUGCAGUCAGAAACCCAGCAGUCCCUGGGGACUAAAGAAAUUAGGAGCCAGGUAGAGGCCAAGAGGGCGUCCUUGGAGCCUGAACAGGAGGCUGGACAUCAGACAGAGGGAAAAGUAGAUACCCUAAGCCCUGAAGAGGAGGCUAGGGGACAGGCAGAGUCUGAAGGAGAUGUUCCAGGUCCCAGAGAAGGUGCUGAGGAACAGGUGGAGAUCAAGGACAAUGAAGGAGAAGCCAAAGAACUGCUGGUGGAAACACUGGAGAGCCUAAACACUCCAAAUGAGGCUGAGGCUCAUAGCAUCCAAUUGGAGAACGAUGAGAUAUGAGCCCGACGGCAUAGGCUCAAGCCCCUCAGAAUCUCAGUGCAGAGCAGAAGCAUGGUGUUGAAUAUGGUGGGGUUAGAGCCACCUCUGACAUGGGGACGGUGGUGCAAGCUAGUAACCCCAGAAGCAUUGAGAGCUCCGGGCUAGCCUAGGCCACAUAGCAAGUUUGAAGCCAGGCUGGGCUACUGCGUAAGACCCUGUCUUGAUGAGGGGGAAAAAAGCACUCCCAUGUCUCCUUUCUGGCUUCAGUGGAAAGUAGGACUUUCUGUGCAGCUCAGGGAGACCAUAAGCUGAGAAGCAGCUUUCAGGCCACAAACAACCAAUAAAGAACAGAACAAAUCUGUCUCCACA